Galendromus occidentalis (western predatory mite) is the source of this 2185-nucleotide messenger RNA. It is a transcript of the gene Ero1L, whose product is annotated as endoplasmic reticulum oxidoreductin-1-like protein. NCBI's taxonomy places the organism in Eukaryota, Metazoa, Arthropoda, Arachnida, Mesostigmata, Phytoseiidae. Gene Ontology annotation, cellular component: endoplasmic reticulum; endoplasmic reticulum membrane. Bases 1 to 1692 code for a protein of 563 amino acids. The transcript has a single exon. Gene Ontology annotation, biological process: protein folding in endoplasmic reticulum. Gene Ontology annotation, molecular function: FAD binding; protein-disulfide reductase activity; thiol oxidase activity. The record is from RefSeq and is a predicted model, not a curated record.
AUGUAUUUCAUACUUCGUCGCCGUUCUGGAAUGUUCGCUUGCGUGAGCGUCCUGCUGCUCUUCGCUGUCGCGACAGGCGACCAUCAGCUGGACGGGCUUGUUGACGAAUGUGAGUGUAACAUUAACGACAUCGCGAACUUCAAUUCAUUCCGGAUCUACCCCCAGAUCCAGGCCAUAGUCCGCAAAGAUUACUUCCGAUACUUCAAAGUGGACCUGACUCGCGAGUGUCCUUUCUGGCAUGACGAUUCGAAGUGCGCGCUCAGAGACUGUUCGGUCGAAGUUUGCGAUGCCGACGAUAUCCCUUUCGUCAAAGCGGAGAAGCUCCGGCUCGAGUCAGGCUCCGGUGACUUUGAAGACGAAGUAUCCCUCGAGAGUAGUCAACCGAAAGCUCACGACAGCGAGGACAAAGCCGUGGAGGAUCUGCCAUACUACGAGCGAGCAAAAACCGGAAGCGUCGAGAGCGUUCUACUCGAGACAACAGCUACGUCUCCACCCAAGGUGGAGAAACCUCACGCCUCAACCCAGAACGUCAUGCCGACAACGACCAGUGAGGUGAAAAUCACCAUGGCUACAACGGUGCAACCGACUCGCGACUUGAACACAUCUGAGAAACAUUCUAUCGAUCAGUCGCAGGCUCAGAACACGACAGCAGGCGACACCCGCAGCGUUAUAACACAGAAAGACCGAGAACCCGACAAUGAAGCGUCCUGCAAGGAGGACAAUCGAACGUUGGGCAAGAUCGAUGUCACCAUUUCGGAAGAGAGUCUGAAAGAAUUCGAAAGUUGGAAGAAACACGACGAUUCUCAGCAAGACUUCUGUUUGUUCGACGACGAAAACUCUACAAAUGCGAGCUACGUAGACCUACUACUUAAUCCCGAGCGGUUCACCGGCUAUGCGGGUCCGUCAGCGAAUCGCGUCUGGAAAACUAUCUACGAUGAGAACUGCUUCAAGGGUCCCAACGGGAGUCCGUUCGAGUUGAAUCAGAUGUGCCUCGAGAAGAGGGUCUUCUACCGGGCGAUAUCUGGACUCCACAGCUCGAUCAACAUCCAUCUCUGCGCCGAGUAUUACCUCCCCAAAAUGGGAAAAAUCGUCCUGCCGGGCGAACCGAUGUGGGGUGCGAACCUCGAAGAGUUCAACCUGCGCUUCUCUGACGAGCGAACACACAGCGCCGGAUCAAGGCGUUUGAAGAAUCUCCACUUCCUUUACCUAUUGGAGCUACGCGCGAUAAACAAAGCGUCUUCGUAUCUCAGCCGGGCGCCCUUUUACACUUCGAGACCCGAGGAUACAGUCGAGACGCGAGUAGCAGUCGAUAAGUUCCUGAAAACGGUCGGAGAGUUCGGAUCGCAUUUCGAUGAGCGCAAGAUGUUUGUGGGAACGAACGCCGAGUCUCGUCAGCUGAAAGAAGAGUUCCGCCAACACUUCCGUAAUAUUUCAUCGAUCAUGGAUUGCGUAGGCUGCGACAAGUGCCGACUCUGGGGCAAACUGCAGACGCAAGGACUCGGGACCGCUCUGAAAAUUCUAUUUUCAUCAGAAGGCGAGAUAACCGCUCUCACCCGAACCGAGAUCGUCACCCUGUUCAAUGCGUUUUCCAGAUUGAGCAACUCAUUGAUACAAUUGGAAAACUUCAAGAAACUGAAUAGGCUGAAAGCUACCGCUAAGGCGUCCCAGUUCGGGCUGAAAAUGGAACUUUGAGGUUCCAGGAUUACGAAAGCCGCCUCGAUCGGGCUUAUCUCGCUCUCGCAUGGUUCCGCUGGCCUACCGUCGACUACCGUUGACUAAGAGUCUGUCAGAGACAGUUGGUGGUUUCCUGAGAAGCAUUUGUAAUUUCAAUUUGUGAUCAAGCUAUAUACAGUCGACGAAGACGAAAAUGGAUGCUCAGAAGACGUCCCCGCUUGACAAGCGCAGCUGUGACUUCAAACCGCACACUAUCCGCACCCUUUCCCUGACAUCCACGCGUCCUUCAUCGCCAACAGCUACCUCGAGGACUGUCAAGACAACGAUUUGUACAAAUGUGAAUAGCUUCAUAUACACGAAUUUUCUGUCUAUUUACGGCAGGACCAAAUUCUCCUUCGUUUCACCUGCGACCGUUUCGCUCACAGCCUGGAGACAGAUGGGGGAAGUUUGUAAAAAAUAAAUUAUUAGAUGUUCGACACGCUUUCCGGGUGCUUCGACAUGAUGAAAGAUU